Chenopodium quinoa (quinoa) is the source of this 3313-nucleotide messenger RNA. RefSeq lists its product as uncharacterized. Lineage: Eukaryota; Viridiplantae; Streptophyta; Magnoliopsida; Caryophyllales; Amaranthaceae. Gene Ontology annotation, biological process: protein ubiquitination. The coding region runs from base 176 to 1264 and encodes 362 amino acids. The record is from RefSeq and is a predicted model, not a curated record. Gene Ontology annotation, molecular function: ubiquitin-protein transferase activity. The transcript is spliced from 3 exons. Gene Ontology annotation, cellular component: CCR4-NOT complex.
UUAAUUGCUGCGAAAAGGCGAGCGAGAGGAGCAGAGCAGUUUCCGUUAUCCAUUCUCUUUCUUCACCAUUUAUAUUUUUCUGUCAGAUAUUUUUAUUUUUUUCUUCGUCCAAAAAAAAUAAAAUUCGGAAAUUAGGGUUUUUGAUUUCAAUCAAAUUCGAGGUUUAUCUUCAAUCAUGGUGUCUGAUUCAACCAUCAAUGCUUCGAUUCCUAAUGUCUCCAAGGAUUUCGGCAAGAAAAAACGGGCGAAUAGGUCGGCGAAAUUGAAGCAGAGUAAGCUUGAUGCUCGCCGUGAACAGUGGCUUUCUCAAGUGAAGAACAAGAAUUGCAAGGAGGAAGUGAAUGUUCCUGUUGUUGAUGUUGGUGGUGGUGGUGGUAAAUUCAAUGGGCCGGCGAUUGAAACUCGGAAUAAGGCGGCGCAGUGCUGUAAGGAUUUAGAAGUGGUAAAUCCGGGAGUUGAGGAGAUCAGCCACCACUUUAGUGACUCAGAAUCGUCCCCGUCGAAUAGUCCGACGAGCAGCAUUUCUAGGGGAAAUGAUUCAGGGAUUACUUAUACUGGUAGCAGCAGCAGCAGCAGCUCGAGCUUCAGCAGCGGCAGGGGAUGCUUCUCAGGGAGUUUGACAGAAGAAGAGGAUGGUGAUGGUGGUGGUGGUUGUGAGGAUGAUGAGUGUUUGGAUGAUUGGGAGGCUGUUGCAGAUGCUUUGGUUGGUGCUUCUGAUGCUAAUCAAGGUCAUAACUCUAACUCUAAUCUUUCCCCUGGCCGAGAAACCACGGAUGGGUUGAAUUUUGAAGGUCAGCUGCCUAUCUGUGAGAAUGUGGAUGCUCAAUUGGAGAAAUCGAAGAGCGUUGGGGUUGGGAUAUUGGGCAGGGGUAGUGAGAAUUGCAAAGCUUGGAGACCGGAUGAUGCUUUUAGGCCUCAGAGUUUGCCCAAUUUGGCUAAACAGCAUAGUUUUCCGUCUGGUGCAGAGAGGCUUCAAGGAUUUGCAAACCCUUGGGUUCGUAACAACAUGACUCCUCGCGUGCCUACAUCGUGCCCUAUAUGCUGUGAGGAUUUGGACUUGACGGACUCCAGUUUUCUCCCUUGCCCGUGUGGGUUCCAUUUGUGCCUUUUUUGUCACAAGAGGAUUCUUGAGGAGGAUGCCCGUUGUCCUGGAUGCAGGAAGGAGUAUGCUUCAGAACCAGUAGAGAAGGAGGCCAGUGUGUCCGGUGGUAGUCUAACAAUUCGUUUGGCUCGCUCUUGUAGCAUGUCGUCUUCAAGGGUUUAGGAUAUAAAGUUGUCGUAUUUCUUUUGGGCUCAGCUUAUGUAUGGUGGAAUUCUCAGUUUUUACUUUGUGGUGUCUAUCAGUGUUGUGUUGAUCUAGCCUGAUUCUAGUUCGUAGAUGUGGGUAUAAAAGCUUGUGGUUUUAAGCACCGAGUUAUUGAGCUGGCUUGAAUAUAGAGAGUUUGGUCCUAAUCUGUGUGAUGCUUUUGCUGAUUGUAGAGGAAUUGAUGCUAGUAUGUGAAUAGAUAAGUGGUACAGAAAUUGAAUACAUUAAAGAUCAUUACAAUCUUGUCUGUUCUCUAUUUGUUUUUGUCUUUUAUGUUAGCAGCAAACUAUUUGAUCCUUGGAUUUGAUACUAGCUAUAUACUACGGAUACGUAUUUUGUUUCGUGCUGGAGAGAACUUGGUAUCUGUUUCAUCACAUUGAAAGAGAAUUUGAUGGAAGAAGCUGAGAUCCUUCUUUACUGCCUAGUAUGUUUACUUCUUAAUUCGCUUAAUUUUUUUUUUUUUUCUCUGUGGUUCCAUUUUAUGUUUGUUUAUGGAGUCUUUUUCGACUCUUUUUUACACCAUUUAUUUUUCAGUUUCACAUAUUCAUAAUUGAUAUUUUCAAAAUCUUGUCUUAGAAGCACAACUUAUGUAGGAGGCUGUGCUAUUUAUAGUGAGAGCUGUUAGUGCCCUCUGCUCGUUAAAUACUGGUUUGACUCCACAACGAGGUUGUUGGGGAUAUCGAAUUUGAUUGCCAUGAUCUGAAAGGCUGAUGAGGGGAAACUGACAUUGGAACCUUCUUUUUCAUUGUUUAAUUACUACUCAUAUAGUCGUAUCAAAUAGUGGUUAGUCCUGCAGGUGGUUAAGACAACAACCCAUAAAUCUUCCAUCUCUUAAAAUUUCUCUAGGCCGAGCUUUUGUGCUUGGGGCACCUUGGUUUAUUAUUUAACUUCCAACACAUUUUUUUUGGCUUAAUACUCAUUUAUGUGUUAUGCAACUUUCUCAGUUAAAUUUCUAGAGAACUUAAAUGGAACUUGCAGGAAAUGUUCGUUCAGCUUGAAGGAAAUUGCAUGUUUGCAUCUGGUUGGAAAAAUUAAGAGCACUUACAGAUGGUUUGGUGCUAUGGCUCAUAAGACAGGAACAAGAAACAGUACUGAUAUAGUGAAAAUUUCUUGCCUGUAACUAAUGUGUAUCACUGAUAUGUUGUAAAGUCUGUAUGGUAAAUUGAAAUUUAAUGGCUUUUGUGUGAUUGUGUGACAUUCAGGAUCUCUACGGUUUUGUACUGCAUCUGAUAGUGGCUCCUCAUCAGUUGUGAAAUAAUCAAAUAACUCAGACUGCUGUUGAGCAGCAUUAAUUUAAAGGAAGGCGGAAGCACAUCAUAAAAGGUCAAGAUGGUUCAGUUUAUAAAUCUGUGAAUAAGUGCAUUAAAAUUUUGAAGGAAUAUGGAAUUUUUUUGAUCCGGAUCCGAUACAAAUCUCUAAUCACAAAAAUCUGGAUCAAACAUCUAUUUUGGUUAUAUCUGAUGAUUUGGGUCUGAAAUCUGAAUAUUCGAAUAAUAAAAUCAAAUUUUGGAUUAAAAAAUCCGGUUAUCUGAAUUUUCUGACUUUUUUUACUUAGCCCUUAUGGAGUUAAUGGAAUAUGACGGUGUUAACUUUGGUUUUAUUGAUAAUUAAGGAGAUGUUCUUUCUUCUAUGAGAGCUAUCUUGGAGCUAUGGUUAGUAUCUUGCUUGUUUCUGGCUCAUUGUUGCUGAAGGUGGAUCCAAUUCUACUAAAGAAAAUAAAUCUUCUAUAGUUCUAUGUGUUUGGUGAAAUCAGUGUCCGCUGCUGCCGGAAGAAAUCAUUUUGGUGCCCUUGCUGUUUUUAUUGGCUAUUAUAGGUUAUUGAUUUAGGUAUGUAAUAUGCCAGGUCCAGGAUGCUGAUCGUUAUGUAGUGAGAUAGAGAAUUUGACCGAUGAAUUUCAAUGAUGUAAUUUAGAAUCAUCCAGGAUCUAUAAGACAGGAUCAAUUAUACAGCAUUCAGUCAUUCCUCUGAGUUUGCUUAUAUAAAUGACCAUGGAAUUUGUUUUUUUU